UUGUCCAAGGAGUUGGAUUUAUACGGGAAAGAAGCAGAAGACCAAUCCUCGAAAGUACAGCAGCUUGUGGCUGAAGGAGCGGAUGAAUACGAUAUCAAAAAACAGAAAGAAAUUCUUCGUGAUUGCGAACAAAUGGUCCCAGACACGCGUAGUCGACUGACAAGCGUAGUUGCUGAUUUGGACACUUUUAUUGUGAGUGUCCACGAUGACUGA
Malassezia sympodialis ATCC 42132 is the source of this 213-nucleotide messenger RNA. It is a transcript of the gene RBL2, whose product is annotated as Rbl2p. Gene Ontology annotation, cellular component: microtubule cytoskeleton; cytosol. Gene Ontology annotation, biological process: post-chaperonin tubulin folding pathway; tubulin complex assembly. Gene Ontology annotation, molecular function: beta-tubulin binding. Lineage: Eukaryota; Fungi; Basidiomycota; Malasseziomycetes; Malasseziales; Malasseziaceae. The record is from RefSeq and is a predicted model, not a curated record.